Molecule: messenger RNA, 10945 nt
Organism: Monomorium pharaonis (pharaoh ant)
Lineage: Eukaryota; Metazoa; Arthropoda; Insecta; Hymenoptera; Formicidae
Product: telomere-associated protein RIF1
Exons: 16
Coding region: 1550-9562 (2670 amino acids)
Biological process (GO): telomere maintenance
Cellular component (GO): nucleus
Source: RefSeq, a predicted model, not a curated record
UAUAAAUUUUGCCAAAUGUUAAUUGUAUUAUUUAGAAAAUUGAAAUUUACAAUAAUUAAUGCACAACAAUAAAAGCAUUACUACAAUUGAUAUAUUUACUAGAAGAUCAAGACUUUUGUAUCAGCAUAUAUCGGUCCCUACGUAAUACUUUUCAAUCUUUAAUAGAAAACUGUAAAUUAUAUAUUAUGAUUAUAAUAAACAAAAUAACUAAAUAAUAAUGGUAAUUAUUUUAUGAUUUCUUGAAAAGAGUAAUAAAGAGAAUUGUCUGCUUAUUAUACGCACUCGCCGCUUACGUCAACUCGUUUAUAUUUUUAAUUGUCUGUAUUAUUUAAUUCGCAAUAUAGAUAAUAACGGUUUUAUUACAUUUUAUAUUAAUUAUCAAAUUCAGGAAAGCUAAUUUCAAAGCUAAUGAAAUGAUUAUACUUGAUUAAAAAGCAGAAUGCGACGCUAUCUUCAUUAGUUUCCCCACGCAUAAAUAACGUGUUAUUGCACUAUUUCAAACGGCUGCCGGGCAAUUCAGUCUAAAAGUAUAAUUUUUUUUACACGUCUGUUUAAGUGCCAGAUCCACUGUACUUUGAACCGCAGGUAAACUGUUAGGUCAACUUGUUUAGGUAUUAUAUAAUAAUUAUAAAUGAUCAAUAAAAGAAACUUCAACGGGUAUGAUUUUGGCCAAAAAUGCUAUUAUUAUAAAACGCCCUCGCCAAGUGUUGUGCCAUUACCCACAUGCUAUACCUGCCAUUUCAGUGAUGAAGAUGUUUAAUUAUAUAAAAGGAAAAAUAGGCAUUAAAAGGCAAUGAAAUGAUCGAGUCACUGAAAUCUGUCGCUAGCUCCCGGACUAGAUCUGUUCGUUCUAAGCUAUCAUGCACUUAAUUGCAUGACACUUGGAAAGAAAAAGAACAAACAAUCGGUGUAGACUCGGUACAGGUAAAAAGAACAAACUGCAAAUCCGCGAGCGCCUCCGUGAACUUCGGUUAGCGCGCGAAACUUCUUGGCGGCGUGCGGCCAAAACAAACGCGGGUGAACGCGGGUUGCCACUUUUGUUUGUCGGCGUGGUUGGCCGCGAAGGACGCUGCGUAAAGGAGAAGAACGCGGAGCAACGCGGAGAGCUCUAGCUCGGACGGGUUGGAGCAGAGCGGCUAAUUACUCCUUUCUUUCCCCUUCCUCCCACCCUUCUGGUUUCUCGUGAGAUAUUCGGCCCAUUCGGGUGUUUCGGUUAUCGCGCACAUACACACAGCGAAUUCAGGCGCGUUUUCCGGACGGACCGCGCGAUUCGCUACGUUGGUGAUAAUCGCUCGUCCUCUUUUCCUCUCCUCCUCGCCCUUGUCGCGGGUGAGCGCGUCAGCGUGUUGGAUAUUGUCGUUCUUCCGGAGUCGUUCUCGGUGUUCAAGUCCAAGGUUGAGGAGUAGCGAUUUCGUGGUGGAGUGAAGGAUUAGUCCACACCGGUUCACGGGAGCGCGCGGGCGAGACGUGAGAUGAGCGGUGAUCGGUAAUCGCGGGCAGUCGCGCGGAAGGAAGAGAGCACGCGGAGGCGACAGGCGCGACAGACGAGAUGGCCACAACCACGAACGCGAUCUUCCCGAGGAUGCUGAAGGCGUUGCGGGAGAAUGGCAAUGUCAAGGAGAAGCGCGAGGCUUUAACCUAUAUCGCCAGUCAAGCUAAAAAGUUAGAGAUGAGUGGUGCUAUUAAGGAAGAACGAUAUAAGGAUGUAUGUAGACUGGUGAUAGAAGCGUUUUCAACGCAUGAGGGUACCUUGCAAAAUGAGGCACUGGGAGCAUUUAAUGCUAUCAUGCGAGAGUUUCGACAGCACCCUUUACAUCUUUUUGAAUCAAUGCUACAGACUGAUAUGAAAACGAGAUUAAAAAUAUUUAAACUGUUGGAGGUAUUAGAUGACAAUGCUAUUUCUGCAGCUGUCAAUGAGGGACAAAUUUUAAAUUUUUUUAAAAGCUGUUUGAUUAACGUUCAGCCUAGUUUAAUGGAAUGGUUAACGCCAACAGCAUGUGUUGAUAAUUUGCAAAUGUUGACAAAAAUUGAACAACAGCCUUUGUCAGAGGAGCAAAAGUUAGAGGAGGACAUAAACAGUUACGCGCUUGCUCUUUUGAGAAGAUUGUACAGACUGGCUUCAAUAACAUUUGACCAAAAUGUUCACAAGUAUGACACAUUGCUGAUGGAUAAGAUCGUAAAUCUGGCCUAUAUGGGACACAAACGCCAACGUGGUCCUGCUUUGAAAGUUUUGCAACAAGCUAUUUCGACUAACUCGGCAUCUCGUAUACGUAAAGAUUUUCCUGACUUGUGGGCACAAUACAAAACCAAUUUACAAUCUAUGUAUUAUAAACGCAUGUUGCUAUUGGUAGCUGCAUGCGAUCUGGAUUGGACUACACAAUGGAAUGCUACUAUCCAGUUUCUUGGCACUGAUCUUCAUCGUGGUGCCAGUCUUAUAAAUAAUUUACUGAGUGUUGAGGAAAAGGCUUUCAAAUCUACAGAUCCUAUUAUACGAAGACAAGCUUUCCUCUCAUGGAGAUUAUUGAUUGACAAUUUCGCAUUAGAUCAUGAAGAACUUGCUACUGCCAGAAGAAUAAAAUUACUCUGUAUUCCAUUAAAUGCAAAGAACAGUAAAACUGAAUUAAUUGCAUUGACGAAACUAGAAGUUUGGUGGCAUUUAAUUAUUAAAUUAUAUAAAGAUAUCGUGAAAUUUACUUCUCCUGUUAUAACACAAUUUUUAAAUUAUUGCUUUGGACCUCUUGGAGAUACGCCACUUCUCUCUUCUAAAUUCGACGUUGUUGCCUCUCCAGGGAAAAGAUUUUUUAAAACAAAAAUGGUUGCUGUGGACGCCUUGUGUCAAUUACUGGUCUCAAAGGAAGAUCUUUUUGCAGUUUGUUCUCCAAUGUUAGAAGAAAGACUUCCUCAUGCUAUAACUUAUGAGGUGUUUCAAGAAUGUUCGAAAAAUAUUAUUCAUAGUAUAGCGGAGGCCCUGCUCAUUCUUGGUCAACUUACGGACAAAGAAAUGAAAAAUCGUUUUCAACUUGGUAAAAUAUUAUGGACAAGUUUGAUGAUAUAUAUACGGAACGUUAAAGUUGAAACAAAGGACCAUCUGUAUAGAGAUGUGAUACUAGUUGUAACUGAAUUGGGAAACCAUAUAGAUAAAACCAUGGUGAGGGAUAUGAUAUUUAAUGUAAUAUUGCCAGAUGUUAAUCGCAUUAUUGAGAAAACUGAAAUUCAUGACAAUGCAUUGCCAGAAUUGGUAUUAAAACUUUUAACGUCUCCAAUAUUGGAUCAAGUGCUGAAGUACAUUUUGAAUUAUGACAGUAAUACAAUCAAGUGCCUUUUGGAGCGAUGUGUCAGUCCAGAAUUUACAUAUUCCUCAGGUGUAUUUGGAUUUCUGGAAACAAUAAUGGAGCAUCUAAAAUCAGUAUAUGACUCACAUAAAAAUAAGGAUAGUAAUGAAUUGGCUUAUAUUGAAGUAUGGUCUAUAGUAGCUGAAAUACUGACAAAAUACAUAAGAAACACUGAAAUUAAUGGAGACGAUAAUUUUAAAGUUAUGAAAUCAGUCUUGUCAUUUCCAUUUUAUACAUGUCUGGAUGAUUCUGAACUGGUAAAAAAUCAAUCGUUAGUAUGGAAGACUUUAUAUAAAGAAGUUGAAUUGCAUUCGGACUUGAUAACUACAAUAAAACCAAAUGAAAUCUUAUUGGAUACAGCAAGCAUGAUGCGGAAUUAUUUAAAUUCAAACAAAAAUUGUUGUACAUUUAUUGUAAAUUGCUUAGACGCUUUAUUGAGCACGCUUGAUUAUGAGUCUUUGAUAGCUCAUGAUGGAAUUCCAUCCAUUAUGCAACUAGUAUUAGAGGUUACAAAAGUUACUUUUAAUAAUGUACAAAAUCUUAACUCCGAAAUAGCUUUGAAAUCAUUAUCGGCUAUGCUUAUCACCAUAUAUGGACACAGUCCACAAACAGUAGUGUCAUAUUUGCACAAUUGUAAAUCAGUGAUUGAACUUAUACUUUCAUCGCAAAUAACGGCGCUUUUUAAAGAAAUUGCAAACACAUGGGAAUACAUGGUCAGUAUUUUUAAAGGGCUUAAUAAACAGUUAGAUUCCGAACUGUUAUCGUCGUACAAACAAGCAAUUGUAAUAGCCAUGAAUCAUGUCAAUCCAGAUAUAAAAUCAUUGACACAAUCUAUUUUUGAGAUUAAAGACAGCUUGGACAGUACCGCUAAGUGCAUUUUAGAUGAAAUAGAAAAAUCAAAAGAAAAAUCUCAUCCAAAAUCUGAUAGUGUUAAAAAGAAAAAAACAGAGAUAGGACAAACGAAAGAGGUGCGUAUAGCUGGGAGUUUUUUGAACAGAAAAUCAGCCAUCACAAAAUCAGUAUCCACCAGUAAAUCACUUGAGAAGAACGAUAAACAUAUGCUUACACUAUCUGAACCUGAUUCACAAGAUUAUGUGUAUAUAAAAACAGAUCUGAAAUUUGAUGUUAAUCGUUUGACGGAGCAUCAAAAAGAAACUUUAAAGAAGAAGAGAGAAGAUAUACCAGCAUUAUAUAAUGAUCUUUCUCAAUCGUCCUCACAAAAUUCUCAAAACUUACAACAAUGGUUUGAUAUUAAAGCUAAACAUAUUAAUGAGAUUGAUAAGGUCAGUAAUAAGAAUGAUUCUGCAAUGCAGAAACCUAUUGAUAGCGAUGCUAACAAGGAGAACAAAGUUACGAUUAAACAGGUAGAAUUUUCUAACGCAAUAGACAAGAUAGUUGACAAUAGUAACGAAUUGGAUGAAAAUAUUGAUGAAGAUACCGUCAGUAUUAAACAAAAUGAUAAUUCAACAAAAAAAGUUAAGAAAGAUGAAUCUAACGAAAAGCAGGAUACGUCGAAACAAACCAAUUUGUCUCUACAGGUGGCAUCUAUAAGUGGAAAAAAUACUACAUCGAAAGAUGACGAAGAAGUAGAUGCUGAAAUGACAAUGACAUCUGUUGCGAAAAAAUUGGAUUUUGAAUCACGGGAUGAAUUUCCUGAGGAAAAACCACGUGAACGAUCAACAUCCCCAUCGAUGUUGGACAGUAAACGGCGAAAUCGUAAUAGCGGGAUGAAAUUGACCUUGUCGUCGUCGAAAAGUGACGAAACUGUCGAAGCUCAAAAAGAUUCGAAUGCAACAAAUGUACAAAGAACAUUGAGAGUAAAGACUCAGAUAAAACCUGGUACAAAUAAACAUAAAUUAUCAGAUGAUGACGCUGAUAUUAAAGAAAAUUCUAAUGAAAAUAAGAAAGGUAUUAAACGUAAAUACACGUCGGAUACUGAAUCGGAUGGGAGCAUUCAACGUCGAAAACGAAAAUUAAUUUCAUCUAUUAGAAGCCUUAAUAACGAUGGUGGUGAAACGUCGCGAAGCAGUGAUAACAUUUUAUCAGGUAUAGACAUGGGUAGUGUGAGCCAACGUGUAAAAAAUGAAAUCUCUCGUUUAAAGAUUGAUAUGGUAUUUGAUUGUCAUGCAGUAAAUCGUCGUCGCGUCAAACAUUCGGAUGAAGGUGAGAAAGAAACGGUAGUACAUGGAUUAAGGAAAUACACAACAUUUGAUAAUAAGAGCUUUAAAGUGAAACCUGUGGAUGCAAAAUCUUCGGAGGGAUCGAAGAGAUCUCCAAAAGCGCAGGAUAAAAGUACGAAAGAUGCAGACGAUACAGAUCAAGGAGUAUUUAAGAGACGAGGUAGACGAAGCAAACACGAGUCUAAUAAAAACGAUUUGGACAUUAAUAAAGAUGUUAAUAAAGACAUUAACAAAGACGUUAAUAAAAACAUUAAUAGCGAUGUUAAUAAAGAUAAAGAUGUUAUAAAAGCCGAUGAUAUUAUCGAUAAGGUCCUGAUACCUGAUUCGAAAAAUGCUGACACAGAUUUAACAUAUAUAGUCCAAAUAUCCAGUGAAGCAGUACAGGAUGUUAACAAAGAUGAAGAAUUUGAUAAAGAUGAUUUGAAAUCUGACUCGGAUAUAAAAUCUGUGGAACCUACUGAACCGAGCGAACAGAGUCAAGAUGAAACCGAGGAUAUCGUUGAAAGUUCGCAAAUUCCUAAUGUUGAUUCAAAAAUAGAUAAAAUAUACCCUGAAAAACAGUGUUUUAUUAAGAUUGACAAAAUAACUGAUGUCCACUGUUCAAAUAGUGUUGUUAAAACUUCUGAUGCAAUUGUUAACAAAAAUUAUGUACCUGAAUCUAUCCCCAUGGAUUGUGGUGAUAAUGAUGUACCUGAUCCAUGUGAAGAAUUAAAUACAGUUAAUUCUGACAGUACUGUCGAAACGAAGGACGAAGAAAACACAGAUAGCGUAGAUAAAGACUCGAUUCAAAAAGAUGAUAAUUCUAAUACAAAGAGUUUAAUUUCAGAAGCUCAGAAAACAAUCGACAACUCAUCAUCGGUUAAACACACGAGUGUGAUUACUUUUUCUUCGCCAAGAAGCAAUAGCAAGAUAUUUUCUAAACCGAAACCCUUUACAGGACGUGCUGCUCAUAUGCUAGGUUUAGUCACGAGUCAGGCGCGACUCGAGGGUGAACCGCCUAUCGUAUUAGAGGAAGAAUUGUCCGUAAAGAAAUUAAAAGCGAAGGACACGGAGAAUGAAAUGUCAAGUAAAAAAACAAUGGUUAAAGAAACGGAUAAGAUAGGUGGACCUUCUGGCAGUCGACAAGAAAAAAUUUUCAACAACAUGAGAUCGACCGAUUAUUCUGUAUCGUCUACACACACAUUCACUACUUUGAAAAACGAUGGCGAAAAGCUCUCGUUUAGAUUGAACAAGGGUACCUCGGAAAACUUACCAACAGAAAGUUUAAUUGAAAAGGAAAAUGAAAAGACUGCUUCGCCAUUGCGUGAAAAGGAUGAUCUGCCGAUAUUGGAAUGGUCAAAUGCUAAUCCACCUUCUUUAACAGCAUCACCGAGCGCUAGUAUUCUUAAGCGUAAUCGGUCAAGUCUACCGGAAUCAGAACUAGAUAUUUCAACUCCUAAGCGAAAGCGAGUAAGUUUUGCAGAUCCACCGGUAUCGAAAGAGAUGGGCUAUGAGAUUGCCGCUGUGGAAUCUCCGCAAAAAUUAAAAUAUUCGAUAACACGCAUUCCUACGCCGAGAAAGGAUUCCCCCAUUAGGUUCAAGCAAACCAAACUCAAACUUAUACCAUUUGACACAGAGAAAAUAAUAAUUGAGGAUGAUACUCAGAAUGAAAACGACAAUGAAGUCGUUGUCGAGGCCGAGAAAAAGAAUGAGUCACUAACAAAAAUAUCUGAAGCAUAUGCAGAAGGUUUAGAUGACGAACACUUACCUGACAAUUCUACAGAAAAUAGUAAUAUUAUUGAUACAAAUUCUUGUACGCGGAUUGAGGUUAUCGACGAAUUAGAAUUAGCACAAGAAAUUGAGAUAACUACGGAUUCACUUGCCCCAGGAAACAAUCAACAGUUAACGGUCAAUAAUCAACAGUCUUCCUCACCUGAACUUUCUGACAACGCUUUGCCGAUGGAUAUUGAAACGGAAGAUUCCGAAACGCAGAAAGACAUUUUUGAUGGAAUGGACAUAAAGACUGAUGUCACUGUGACUCAGACGAGUAACGAUGACAUGAAUACGAUCAUCCAGAAUAAAUCAGAAGACUCUUUUAAACUAAAUGUGACCGAUGAUUCUGUGAUAGCUGCUUUACCUACCAAAGACGACAAUUUGACAAAUAGGACAUUGGAAGAUACUAUAGACAUCCAGAAUGUCACCGGAUUGAAUUCCACUACAAAUACAGACGAAAUAUUCUGUGGAAAGUUAAUACGCAGCAGUACGCAAACGACAGAGAACGUGGCGGAACAGGAUACUUUGCCGGUAACAGACUCCAUAUUUGAGAGUUUAGCCUCGACUGAAGACACUCAAAACCAGGAGGCUUCAAUUAAUGAGGAACUCGACCCUGAAUUUUUGAACUCUACGCAGUCUAUCUAUCCAACGCUAUCAUCCUGCGUGGAGCCUAUCGAUAGUAUCGUUGAUCGAUUGACUUAUCCUCUUUGGAGGAAUAAUUUGAAUGCAUAUUUCACAAAUAGAAAUUUGUACACAAUCGGCGAUUUUGCCCAGUUGUCGGAACGUGAGAUUAACAGAAUGCCCGUAAAAGGUAAAUCAAAGAUUGAAUUCGUGAAAAAGGUUUUAGAGCAUUUUGAAAGUACACGCAUGCCGCCAACAGAGCCUGCCGACAAGAAAGCAAAUGAAAUGAGACAAUCGCCUGCUAAGGCGACAGACGAAACGUCAACUGUUGCAUCAAUUGCUGCGAUGUCUGACCUCCCAAUAGAAUGUGCGAUAAUCAACAAAGAAUCCGUUGUUUGUAACACGUUAUUUGUCCAAGCUAUCGAAGGCACAUCCCAUAAUCUGUCAGCAACAGAUUUGCCUGCAGAAGAUUCAGAUAAAACGGAGUCGAUCACCAGUGAUAUAGAUAUUUCAUUAGAACCCACGAUUUCAGAUCAUCAUGAUUUGUCGACUUCAAGCACUUUUAAGGAUGAACAGAUAAAUGCAAAGAUAUCGAUUGCUGCUCAAAUUUCAAAGCCUGGAACGUCUACAGAUAAUGCUAAAUCCGUACCAAUCCCUUCAUUGUCUUCUGAAAGCAUUGCAACUGCGAAUGAAUUAUCUUUGACUAAUCUGGACGCAUCAAUUUCUGUCGGAUCUUCAAGUGUGUGUGACGAACUUCUGAUCACACACUCCUCCAUUGGUACUAAUACUGAUGAAAUCGGAUGCACAACGCCAACUGUACAAAAGUGCACAAAAUCCGUUGCGUCUCAAAUGACACUUGCGGAAUUACUAGACGAAAUUGACGUAAACCAGGUGUUAGAAAGCGCAUGUAGAAGAAGCAGUGCUGAGACAAUUCUUCUGCAAUACAAGAUAAAAAUGGCACAUUUGAAGGAAGCAGAGCUGCUGAAGGAAACAAUCAGAUUGCUCGGUUUGCAGAACAAACAGCAUGCUAACGAUGCAUCGUUGAAAGUAGCCUGCCGCGCGAGUGGCGUCAACAAGGUUCUUCUUAGAUUGCCUGACAUUUUUAGCUAUGACAAACAAUUUUUCGAUAAAGUGCUCAAAGUGUACAGCAAGAAGCUCAAUAUAGCCGAUGGCAUGAAUAACUUAAAUUUUAAUCAGUUGAAAAGCGCCAUAUGUAAAAAAUGCACAUCGCCCGAAAUCAUCGAGAUUUUGUCAGAGAGGUUAAAGCAGGAAGAGCAAGAAGGUAUCAAGCAAUCUAUGCCGGAACUGACAAGUUUGAAUGCUAUGUUGCAAAGAUUGCCAAGGGACGUUAUCAUAAGUCAUACCGUAGCGAACGAAGAGCUUAUACCGGCGUCAGUAGUUCUGGAUAUUGCUUUACAGAACAACAGCCCAGGAGAUAUAGCGCAAGCGUUAAACCAGUCACCCGUCAUGGCUAAACGCAUCUUAGACAAACUGUGGACGUCCCAAUACACAGUUGCGCAUAUCGAAAAUAAUGACGUAUCCAAAGAGAGCUUGCUUGAUAUAUUUAAGAGUAUAUCCUCUAAACUGACUACACAAGAACUGCUAGAUGCAUAUCACGAAGUUAUGAUGAGCAAACUUAACGACGUGAAAAUGGAUCUUAAGCAUGAGAAACAAUAAAUCGAAAUCGACAGAUUUCAUUUUCAGCAUUGUAAAUCAUACAGAAAUGUUACACAAAACAAUAGAUGACGAGCACCAGAUAUUUCUUCUUUAGUACGCGAAAGUUAGAAUAAUUAUUUUUUAAUUGAUUGCGCCAUAUUAGUAGUAUAACUUGUAUAUUGUAUAUAUACAUAUAUUUACACAUUGAAAGAUUUUUCAUUAUUUUAGUAGGUAAAGAAAAGGAGACCUGCUUAAAAUAUACAGAAGUGCAUAUAAAGAAAGAAAUAGGAGUUUAGGACUUCCGCAUAUUUCUAACUUUUUGUUCUACAAGUCACUUAUAUCAGUUUAAUUUACAUUUCUUCAAUUUGUGAAAAUUGACAAAUCCGUUUUUAAAAAUAUUUUUAUCGAUUAAUUCGCUAAAAUUGUAGCUGUUAUCUAAAAAUGGUGUGUGGUAUUGCAUUGUUCCUAAAUGAAUGAAUGAGCGAUUGCUAUUCUCUUAUAAACAAGUAUUUUGUAAGACCAAAUGCACAAUUAUCAAUAAUUAUUUAUUUUUUAGAUAAUACAUUUUUUCAAGUUAUGAAAUAUAUGAUAAAAUUUGUACAGGGCAUCCUUUUUUUUAUUAUUACUAUGCCAAAUAUCCUCAUUUGUUUCUUACGACGUGUGAUAAGGGAAAUUUAUUUUCAAAAAAGUAAAUCUUGUGAUUGAGAUACAAAUUUUUUCCAUAAUUGAUCUUUUGAAAAGAAAUAUUUUGUAUGAUAUCCUUUACACGGGAUGUCUUAUUUAACGUGUUUUAUUAUUGCUUCUGCAUUAAGGUAAUUUACAUUCUUUAUUUUUAUUUUACUUUAUGUAAUUUAUAUCUUCAACAUGUAUAUCUUGUUGACGAUUAAAUUUGUGUGUAAAAAAAAAGAUUUUCAUAAAGUCCGUGAAGUAAUGCUUUUCGGCGAGGUCGAAUUUAACACGCCCAAAUACUUUAAUAAUUAGGCUACGACCAGUUCAGUAAUCAAUUUUUUAAUUUAAGCAUAUCAUUGUAAAUAUACAUGUAUGUAUAUCAUUAAUCAAUAUAUUCGCUGAUUAAUACGCUUUUUAUGCAUCGUUUUUAUUAUACCCGAUACAUCGGCAAGAACUUACAGACACUGAAGUUGAUUGGUAAUACAGAAGCAUUAAAGUGUGAAACAUUGUUUAAUUAUUUCUCAAGGAUAAAAAAUAUGUCCUAGAUGUAGCUGUGUCUGUGAUUUAAAUACAUUUAGCUUUAAUAAUUAAUUCUAAUAGUUGUAUACAAUUGUAGGUAAGUUAUAAGUAUAAUGAAUCUAUCUUGUAAUUUCUUCGAUCUUCUUUACUAUCAAAAAAUUAUGCGUAUAUAUAGUGUAAAUGUGUUCUAUAAAAAUAAAAUAAUAUUUUAUGUAA